Molecule: messenger RNA, 1349 nt
Organism: Hermetia illucens (black soldier fly)
Lineage: Eukaryota; Metazoa; Arthropoda; Insecta; Diptera; Stratiomyidae
Product: GTP-binding protein 10 homolog
Exons: 4
Coding region: 147-1301 (384 amino acids)
Cellular component (GO): mitochondrion
Molecular function (GO): GTPase activity; magnesium ion binding; GTP binding
Source: RefSeq, a predicted model, not a curated record
UUUACGAGUUCUGUUUACUAUAACCUAACAAGUUGUGAAUGGGCCCCGGAAUCUAUCUGAUUUCUCAGGGAGGGUUUUGAAUGCUUGCUUGGACGUUCGAAUAGUUUUUGAAUAAGGACUUGCUUCUAGUGUGAUGUUAGGGCGCAAUGGUGCAUGUUUGUAAUUUACUGUUCAGUUCUGCUAAAAAGUCAGUUCGUCGUCACUUCCGUGGCCAAUUCAUAGAUUCCCUUCGUUUAACAAUCAAAGGUGGUCAUGGAGGCAACGGUUUGCCAAAGUACGGUGGAGUUGGUGGUCAAGGUGGUUGCGUAUACUUCAUUGCCAAAGAAGAUGUAACCCUGAAGAAGGUCUCACAAAAGCAUGAAACGAAACGUAUAAUGGCCAGUUCCGGGGAGGACAGUAGCAAACACCGAAUUCUCGGUCGCCGUGGGAUGGACGUUGAAGUUGAAGUUCCUCCUGGAGUGCAAAUUUUAGAUGAUACCGGAAAAGUUCUAGGGGAUUUGGAUAAGGACGGUUCGACGUGUUUAGGUGCUGCAGGAGGUAUUGGAGGGUGCACGGGUACUUCGUUUAUUGGGAAGCCGGGAGAGUCGAGGACUGUCACGUUGGAUUUAAAGCUAAUUGCUGAUAUUGGAUUGGUUGGUUUUCCAAAUGCCGGUAAAAGUACGCUCUUGAAAGCUGUGUCGAAUGCUUCACCGAAAAUCGCAUCGUAUCCUUUUACAACCAUUCGACCACAGAUAGGAAUGAUGCAGUAUGAAGAUUUCCGGACAAUAUCAGUAGCUGAUCUUCCAGGACUGAUUGAAGGAGCACACGCGAAUGUUGGAAUGGGUCACAAAUUUCUCAAGCACAUCGAACGUACACGCCUCCUUCUCCUGAUGGUCGACAUUUUUGGAUUUCAACUAAGUCAAAAGCAUCUAAAGCGAAACUGCUUAGAAAAUGUCUACGCCUUAAACAAAGAACUGGAAAUGUAUGACGACAGCUUGCUAGACAAACCCUGUGUUCUCUUGAUCAAUAAAAUGGAUUUGGAAGGAAGCAGUGACGAAUACAAUAAACACAAGCAACACCUGCACGAUCUAUCCCUAAAUGUUCACAACUGUCCCGAAGAAAUACGACCUACGAAACUCAUAAAUUUUGAACGCGUCAUACCAAUAUCAGCGCGCGAUGAGAUGCGGAUUUCAGAUGUCAAGGAUGAAAUAAGGAUCGUGAUGGACGAGUUAGUCGAGAAAGAAUUGGAGAAAAAAAUGGAACCAACUCAAAGAGCUAAGACUAUGGAGAGAAUACGCGAAAGAGGGCCAAGAAUCACUUGAAGUGGUUUUAUUAGAAAAAAUUAAGAAGAAUAAAUUUAAUCACAUUCA